CGUUUCCAGGGGGCGUAAAGGCAGACCAAUCAGAAACCUUGACGUGUAGUCGGCGUAGUCUGUUUAAAAAUGUCACUAUUUGAUAGAAACACAAUGUCGAAAAAUCUGAAUAUUUUGGUUUUACUGUGUGUUAUUUUAUUUUUUAAUCACGCCUUAGGAAAGAGUGCUCGUUAUGUAUCUUGUGGAUCAGUCCUUAAGCUUAUGAACUCUGCCACUAAAGUUCGCUUACACUCUCACGAUGUAAAGUAUGGAACAGGUAGUGGUCAGCAAUCGGUUACAGGGGUAGAAGAAAAAGAUGAUGGCAAUUCUCACUGGGUUGUGAAAGCUGAAAAUGGAAAACAGUGUACUAGAGGUGAACCAAUUCAAUGUGGCUCCAUUAUUAGGUUGGAACAUCUUUCAACAAACAAAAACCUUCAUUCACAUUUAUUCCCGUCUCCUAUUUCCAACAAGCAAGAGAUUUCUGCUUAUGGUUCAAAUGGUGUGGGUGAUACUGGGGAUAACUGGAAGCUGAUUUGUGAUGGAUCAUUCUGGGAUCGCAAAGGAGAAGUUUCUUUUCAGCACAUAGAUACCGAUGUUUACCUCGGGGUAUCUGGGCGUCAAUUUGGGCGUCCGAUCAGUGGACAAGCAGAAGUUAUUGGGGACUUUUCUAUAUCAUCAUCAUCGCAGUGGCUUGCUAUGGAAGGUCUCUUUAUACAUAAAAAUGAAUUUGAUUCAAGAACAGUUUCUCAUGAUCCCUCUGAACUCUAGUCAAAGUGUUCCAUCUUCGACACAUUUUCUGCCUGUGAUUCUGUCUUUAUGGUAUUCCAUUAAACCUACUGUAGCGGAGUAUUUGAACAGACUAAAUUUCUUCGCCAUUAACUUUUGAGAGUGGGCUCACGACAGAAUUCUGCUGACAGAACGAGUAACUUUCAUUUAUUUAUUUUAUCUUGGAAAUAUUGUAAGUUUUCUGUAAUAGGUUUAUUUAAAAACUGAUUUUUUGUUUGUAUGUGAAUUUCUGGUUGAACCAGUAUAUCAUGGUCCUUUUUAUUAUUGCCAGUGGCUCAUUUAUUUCAAUUGUUUUUGUUUCUUGUUUUUGAAAACUUAUUGACAUAUGGAAUGUACUAGUGGUGUGAAUCUGUUCAUUGUGAUGUUUUACUUACAAAAUUGUUAAUGAUUCUUGAGACUGAUGACAUCAAGAUUGCAUUCCAAUUUGAUUGUCACUGUAAGUCAGGGCAUAUGCAUAAUUUAUUUGUAUUACUUAAAUUUGCCACUGUUAAAUGACGUGGAGAAAUAAUUGAUUUGUGUUGUAGGAUAGUAAUUGUCAACUGUGACUUAUUGGUUGCUGCUUUUAUCAGGCUGUACUGUAAGAUUUUCUGAUUUCCACUUCUUCACUUUAGAUCUUGUGAUGUAUCUCUGCCCAAGUAAAUUUAGGUCUACAUUAAUUGUAUCCAAUACAAUAAAAAGGGAAAACAAACAACAGCUUUCUUAUGUGUUAUGUGUUCUAGUGAAAUUUUGGUUUUGUACAAUAUUUGUAGCAAACGUUACCGUGUUCUUUCUUGCAAUUUGUAAUUCACAAUUUGAGUCUUGUCUGUGGCAGGGUUCUUCCCUCUGAAGUUGUCUGAAACAAAGGUGGCCAAAAUAACAAUUUCUGACUGUUUCAAAAAUAAAGACAAAGAAAGCAA
Messenger RNA from Thrips palmi, 1661 nucleotides. Its product is annotated as stromal cell-derived factor 2. The transcript has 5 exons. Lineage: Eukaryota; Metazoa; Arthropoda; Insecta; Thysanoptera; Thripidae. The record is from RefSeq and is a predicted model, not a curated record. Bases 70 to 747 code for a protein of 225 amino acids.